Populus euphratica (Euphrates poplar) is the source of this 690-nucleotide messenger RNA. RefSeq lists its product as uncharacterized. Lineage: Eukaryota; Viridiplantae; Streptophyta; Magnoliopsida; Malpighiales; Salicaceae. The record is from RefSeq and is a predicted model, not a curated record. The transcript is spliced from 2 exons. Bases 1 to 690 code for a protein of 229 amino acids.
AUGGCCGAGGAUUGUCAGGGUGAAGACUAUAUCUUUGAUGAUGAUGAGGUGAAUGGAGAAGACGACUGCCCUUUGAUCAAAUUGUCUUUAGAUGGAAAACAAAGGAUUAGGAAACCCUGGAGGCAAACCUUAAUCAUAAAGGUUAUGGGAAAGAGGAUUGGAUAUAACUACUUGUUGAAAAGACUUCAAACGCUAUGUAGAAUUCAGGGAGAUAUAAAUCUGGUUGAUUUGGGAAACGAUUUCUUCUUAGCCAUGUUCUCUAAUUCUGAUGAUAGGGACUAUGCUCUUUUUGGAGGGCCAUGGAUACUUCCAGAUUUAGCAAUGGAAUACUACGAUACCUCUGUACUAUGGCGAAUUGGAGACCAUAUAGGAAAAACCCUGAAGGUGGAUAGGACAAGUUCGGUUGGUACUAGAGGUAACUGCGCCAGAAUCUGUGUGGAAGUGGAUCUCACAAAGCCAGUAUUAUCGAAAUUCAAAUUAAGAAGAACAGUUCGCAGAGUAGUUUAUGAAGGGUUGCAUUUAAUUUGUUCUCAAUGCGGCACAUAUACACAUAAGAAGGAGAUUUGUCCCCACGUCCAACACCAUAAUGAAGAUGGUAGAGAUAAGCAACAGUCUGGUUGUUCCAAUGAGCCGGAGGAGAUGAAUCUUGAAGUGGUGCCACAUGAAGAAGCUCAUGUGGCUAAUGGAUGA